GUUCACAGUUUUGUUCAAUUUUGUGGCGAUGCAGAUGUGCGGAUAAUCCUUUUUGAACAGUUUAAUGAGACGAUCACUCAGUUUGGGGAUGUAAAGGAGAGAUCUGUAAGCAAUGUUUAUGCUGGGUGUUAUGCUGGUUGUGCUUGCUAAGGUGACCAUAUCCUGAAGGUUGUUUGCCGUGGAUGGUGCAUUGCUGGCUUGAUGUGGUUGCUGAGAGGACGGCGGUGGGGCUGUUGGCUGUGGAGCUGUUGUGGGUGGAGGUGCUGGUGGUGGCAGUGUGAUAGCUGAAGGAUGGACAACUUCUUGUUGCCUAGAAUGGUACAGGUUGAUGAGCCGAGACCCCAGGGUUCGUGGGUAGCUAUUAGCCUGUAGGUGUUUGUGAAUGAUGGUGUUUACGUUUGUCACCUCUGGGUUAGAUGUUAAAGAGGUAACGCGGUGAAUAAAAUUGUUGGCUACAUUAAUUUUGUGUUUGUAUUGAUGGUAAGAAUGGAAAUUUAGCAUUCUCCCAGAUGAGAUAGGUUUGCUAUACCAUUCGGUGAAAAGUGAUUGAUCCUCCUGUCGAUUUAUCAGCAAGUCCAGAAAUGGUAGUUUGCGGUCUUGUUCUAUUUCAAUGGUGAACUGAAUUCGGUCCUCCUGGCUGUUAAAGGUGUCUAGUACGGUGUCGAUGGAAUCUUUUGGGAUGAUGAGAAACAGAUCGUCUACAUAUUUGCGUAGAAUAGGGACUUCAAAGGGAAGGUGGCUUAAUGCAUUAUGGAUGAUUGAUUCGAGUACUAUAUCGGCUAAUAUUGGGGACAAAGGAGAGCCCAUAGCUGUUCCGUAUGUCUGGCAACAAGAAGUUGUCCAUCCUUCAGCUAUCACACUGCCACCACCAGCACCUCCACCCACAACAGCUCCACAGCCAACAGCCCCACCGCCGUCCUCUCAGCAACCACAUCAAGCCAGCAAUGCACCAUCCACGGCAAACAACCUUCAGGAUAUGGUCACCUUAGCAAGCACAACCAGCAUAACACCCAGCAUAAACAUUGCUUACAGAUCUCUCCUUUACAUCCCCAAACUGAGUGAUCGUCUCAUUAAACUGUUCAAAAAGGAUUAUCCGCACAUCUGCAUCGGCACAAAAUUGAACAAAACUGUGAACAGCUUCCACAGUCAAGUUAAGGAUCCUACAAAUAAAAACGAAAACAGCAACAUUAUUUAUAAAAUUCCGUGCAGCGGCUGUAACAGCAGCUACAUUGGAAUGACUUCAAACAAAUUAAAAACCAGACUCUACGGACAUGCAUCGAACGUAAACAAACUCAACCAGAUACUAAAUGCGGACACACAGACAAACUACCAGUUAUCCGAGCUAAGAGAGAAAACCGCUCUCAUUGAGCAUUGCAUCGACACAGAACACAGAUUCGACUUAGAGAAUACAUGCAUAAUAGAUAGAUCGAAACACACAGCUUCACUGCCAUUUUUAGAAAUGUGUCACAUCUACUGUACACCACACAUAGUGAACCGCCGUAUUGAUGUGGACAACCUCAACACAGCAUACGCGGGGAUCUUACACAAACUUAAAAGCCUAAAUGAAGAUGGUAUAACAGUUAACUGAACAGAAACACAAGUUAAAACCGCCACACUACUCCGACAGUGAAAAUAAAUUCCUCCCACCACCAAACUUAUAAACGUAAGCAUUAAAGUGUAUUUCGAUGUUUAGGCUAGUUUUUUCAUGUUGUUUCAAUUUGUUUAGAUUGUCCAAUGAUAAAAAAUUUUUAAAAUUAGUGACUAGUGAACUUUAAAUGCAACCACCUGACGUAGUCCGAUAAUCAUCAUUGUAAGUCGAGGGAAAAAGUUUUGUA
Molecule: messenger RNA, 1835 nt
Organism: Wyeomyia smithii (pitcher-plant mosquito)
Lineage: Eukaryota; Metazoa; Arthropoda; Insecta; Diptera; Culicidae
Exons: 2
Coding region: 665-1588 (307 amino acids)
Source: RefSeq, a predicted model, not a curated record